Messenger RNA from Marasmius oreades (fairy-ring Marasmius), 2691 nucleotides. RefSeq lists its product as uncharacterized. The coding region runs from base 1 to 2691 and encodes 896 amino acids. The transcript is spliced from 2 exons. The record is from RefSeq and is a predicted model, not a curated record. Lineage: Eukaryota; Fungi; Basidiomycota; Agaricomycetes; Agaricales; Marasmiaceae.
AUGAGGAUGGAUUGGGACAGCGACGAACAGCGAAAAGGCGUAGUUGAAGCCUCAAGCUCAUUAUCCAACUCAUCGACCUCCUACUCUCAACGUCGCCGCUCAGUUGCCGCACAGGCACGCCCUCCUCCGCCUCCCAGCCUCCCAAUUCCCAAUAUUCCUCAUAUUGACAACGAUAACAUGUAUAAUUCUUACCAUGAUCUUUCGGAUCCUCCUCCUCCGUCUAUUCUUCCCACUUCUUCUCGAAUUCAAGACCCUCCUCAAUCGCAACAACCGUCGCAAUCGCCUCCUCAACCACAUCUCCUUGCACCACCAGAUCAACCUGCACCUCGACCUCCCUCCUCACGUCGAGCUUUAACAAGGGCCCUCGAACUUGCUCGUCAGGCUGUUCAGCUCGACUCCACAAAUGAUAAUCCUGAGCUAGCGGUACAGGCGUACGGGAAGAGUGUUGCGCUGCUGAGCGAAGUCAUGGAACGAGUCAGACGCGGAGAGGAUAGUACGGAGGUCGGCUCUCGGAAAAGAAACGGAAGGCGACGAAGUGUCGUUGCCCAGGAAGAGGAAGUACGAAGGCUCCAGACCAUACAUGAUACUUAUGCAGAUCGAAUGAACAUUCUCAGCAUAAUCUACAGCAUCCCUCCACUGCCCUACUCUUCCUCUUCCAUAUACUCUGCGACCUUCAAUAGCCAUGAAUUGGCUCAAGCUGCUUCACCGCUCACCGAAGAUCUUGAACCCCACGAUACCAUUCCAAAUCAUACCCCAGCAGAAGAUUUUACAGACCGUCCAUAUGGCCAUGACCGGUCGGAUGAUGGACAUGCGGCGAUUGGGACUGCAAUGUUCCUCGAAGACCUGCCUAGUUCAAGGUCAGAAAUAUCUGGUCUACCUCAUCAGCCGUCGGCACAUCCCUAUGCAACAGCUCAGUACGAUCAACUCUUACCUGUAGUUCCAAUACAAGCGCCGAGACAGAACUCAUCUAGUCCUAGUAGUCGUUUUGUUUCGUCGUCUCGUAGGUCGCGAGCUCUGUCAACAGCUCUUCCACCUGCAAUGCCUCCGCCACCCAAUUCUCCUCCUCCUCCUCCUACACCCAUGGCUUACGAGUCAGACCUCGUCUUACAAAACGGAAGGCAUUUUGAGCCUACCAACCGAAUACGAGGCGAUUCGGUUGUUGGACAUAAAAGAACAGGGUCGGGAGGUAGAUUGGCAGCGCUUGAGGAGGACGAGGAACGGCAUUAUGAAGAUCACCACCGACAUCCUAUACAACAUGCUACAAGGUAUCCCAUCAACAAGAAGCCUUCGGAUGCGACCAGAGUGUCUAAUCAUGAAUCUCCUCCUCUACCUCCUGUUCCGUCACCUACUGGCGAAAGCCAUCGUACCUCUAAACCUCCUCCCUCACCGAGACCAUUGAACCAAAGACCUCGUAACUCUUCUCAAGUCUCUGUGCGCUCGGAUGGAUCGACGCAGAUGAUAAAUUCGUCGACUAAUCUAGGUACUAUAUCCCAGAGAAGGACAACAGCCAAGUCAUCUGCCCCUCCUACACCUCGAUCCUCUUCCCCAGCGGAGUCCACCGCCUCUGCUGGCUCCCUCCCACCAGUUCCUAGAUCGCUAGCUUCGUCUCUACCAGGCGGCUCUACGACAUCUGUCGUGUCUUCCGGCGGCAGAAGUAGAUCAUCGUCUCAACCUGGUCGACGUCCUUCCACCAUCACUAGUCACAAUUCAUCUCUGGAGCAGUUACCACCCCUCCCAACAACCAACGGCGUGACCAAUCGAAAGGCACCGUACCCAAUAACAAGCAAACUUAACCCCAAUGCACCGGGGGUACCACUAACCGUCCAAACUGACAUAGCUGCAUCAAAUGGCUUGCCAUCUUCCAUUGGCCCACUGACGUUUAUGGCAACGGGAAUACCAAUCACUCCCACAUCACCACUUCCUCCCGCAGCGCCUGCCGACCCAUCUAGAAAGCCAUAUCAUUUGAUGAAUUUGCUACGGACGACGAUGAUGUCGCCCACAGGCGGAUACAUCACGCGGAGAUUGCACGUACCGCAGGAAGUAUGGUCUCAGGGUGGAGCCAAACUUGGGAACCUGAUUGAAAAGGUGAGGGUAGUGGCGAUAUUGUGUACUGCAUUGGAGGAAUUGCAGGCCUUCAGUUCAGAGUACUUUGGUGCAGGGAACGUCAGUAGUGGAAUGGCUUUAGGGAUCGGGAGCAUUGGUAGGCGAGAGGGAGAGGCGUGGUUAAGUAAAUUGGAGGACUUCUCCACUGUCUGCGAUGGGGUCGUGGCAAAUUUCGGAAAGAAGUUGGGAGUUGGAGAGGGCUUUGUAGUGAAAAAGACAACAUGGGGUGACAAGCUUGGUAGGAGGUUUGAUAAGUUCACGAACGGGAAAAAGUUCGUCAUCGUCAUUUCUUUACGAGCUUUCUCUGACCACCUAGCCAGUCUCGACUCUCCUGCCGGGUACGUGCAAGGCCUUAGGAAGCUUUUCUCACAUGCGCAACUCCUUGACGAACAUACAAAAGCCGUAUCAUCUCAACCGGUCGCAGCGUCGUACAGCGGCCUACCUGUUGAUAUCCGCUCAGCUGCCGAUAUCAAACUAAAGCGCGCUUCCGAAUUCUUUGCGAGUGUCGUUCUGACAUUUGUCAUCCGAGACCUCUCUCAGCUUUUGGAUAAAUACGCAAAGAAGUGUGAGAAGUGGUUAGCAGAAUAA